AUGCACUGGUGGCACUCUCUCUUCCAGCUCUCGCUGCUGGCCUCAACCGCCCUCCCCGCCGCCGCCGCAAGCUGGGGGUUCACUGAUGCCACCGUGUCAGUUCAGACCAAGGGCGCCGGAGUCGGCGCUGGAUUCAAGGAAGAGAUUCCUCAGAACGGCGUCCUCUCCUCCCCCGUCCCCCUCGGCAAUGCCGAUACCCUCAAGGUCGCCUUGACCGCGCAGGAAGGAAAGUCGGCCAAGAGCGCACACCAGGUCUUUUUGCUUCUGCAAGACCCCAACUCCGGACUGGACAUUUCUUACCCCUUCGCCGUCAAGGGCAAUGGCAAAUCCCGCGUUGAAUUGACAUGGAAAGACCUCCCCACCCAAUUCCUCUCUACCUCCGACCCUCUCGAUGCCAGAAUCCUGAUCGGAUCAUUCGGAGACUCCGCUGCCUACAACCAGCCCGCGUUUCAGCUAUCUCUCGCCCGCAACCCGGAUGAGCCUGUCCCGACGUUUGAGGUCUCGCGCUACGGACAGCUCCCGGAAAUCCACCACAUCUUCAAGCAGGACGCUCAGAGCCCGCCGUUUGUCAUUACACUUGCUUUCGUCGCGAUCGUGCUGGCCAUCUUUCCCGUUCUCGGCGGCCUGUGGCUCUAUCUCGGCGCCAACAUCAACCACCUCCCCGUAGCGAUCAAGUCGGCCCCUAUCCCUCACGCGGUGUUUCUGGGUUCUCUCAUCGCUAUUGAAGGAAUCUUCUUCCUGUACUACACUUCCUGGACCCUGUUCCAGAUUCUCCCGGCCGUUGCUGCCGCUGGCGUUGUCGCAUUCAUUAGCGGUAGCCGUGCGCUCGGCGAGGUUCAGGGCAGGCGUCUGGCCGGUCUCCGCUGA
This is a messenger RNA of Aspergillus mulundensis, 867 nucleotides long. RefSeq names its product putative oligosaccharyltransferase subunit ribophorin II. Gene Ontology annotation, cellular component: oligosaccharyltransferase complex; membrane. The record is from RefSeq and is a predicted model, not a curated record. The coding region runs from base 1 to 867 and encodes 288 amino acids. Gene Ontology annotation, biological process: protein N-linked glycosylation. The transcript has 4 exons. NCBI's taxonomy places the organism in Eukaryota, Fungi, Ascomycota, Eurotiomycetes, Eurotiales, Aspergillaceae.